CCAUGAAGAUGGAUGGAGUAUUUCUUAUCAUCAAGACUGUGACUUUUCUCUUCAAUUAUGUGGCCACUGCAACUCGGACGUUGGCUGGUAUUGAGCCUAAAUGUCAAGAUUUCCCAUAUCACCCAGUCUGUCCCCUGUACUCACAACCAUUGUGUGGCACAAACAGUGUGACUUACACAAACCUUUGUUAUCUGUGUUUAUAUAACUGGGGAACUGGUUUUAAGGUUAAAAUUUUGCAUGAAGGACAGUGUGGUACUGAAACUCGAUCAAAUCAAAAACUAAACCGAUCUAGAAAAACAUACUGAAG
Messenger RNA from Chiloscyllium plagiosum (whitespotted bambooshark), 307 nucleotides. NCBI's taxonomy places the organism in Eukaryota, Metazoa, Chordata, Chondrichthyes, Orectolobiformes, Hemiscylliidae. The record is from RefSeq and is a predicted model, not a curated record.